Messenger RNA from Strongylus vulgaris, 612 nucleotides. NCBI's taxonomy places the organism in Eukaryota, Metazoa, Nematoda, Chromadorea, Rhabditida, Strongylidae. The record is from the annotation of a GenBank genome assembly.
AUGCAGCUGAAAUCCAGAAGCGAAAAAGUGCCAGAAGACAAAAGAAAUCUUCGGUUAAUUCGUUUCGGAUUGAUUCGAGAAGGAACAUCUGCUGCUAAAGGGAUGAGUGCCGAAGAUGCGGCUAAGAGACAGCGAUUAGCAGAAGUUUCUAGAAAGAAGCUAGAGAAUCUGCACAUGUUCAUAUCUCCCACCCGGCUGAUGAUUCAUAACUUGCCUAUGUCCAUGACUGACGAGAAAUUGAAGCAGAUCUGCCGUAACGCAACCGGAACAGCCGGUAUCAUCACAGAAUGCCGGAUAUGGAAGGAUACAGAAAAAGUUGAUGCAAAGGGGAAUCCACGUUCGAAAGGUUUUGCCUUUGUGAAUUUUGCUGAGCACAAGGAUGCUCUAACAUGUCUGCAGAAACUCAACAAUAAUCCUACGACGUUCACAAACGAACGACGGCCUAUAGUGGAGUUUUCGAUAGAGAAUCUCAUGGCCAUUCGGGCAAAAGCAAAAAGGGUCGCAAGCAGCAAAGGAGAGAAAUUGACAGGACGGGAGCUGAGUGAAAAGAUUAGGCAACAGGUGAGCGUCCUUUUCUUACUAGUGCUACGGCCUAUUGAAUCCUUUAUGUGA